Molecule: messenger RNA, 2435 nt
Organism: Tinamus guttatus (white-throated tinamou)
Lineage: Eukaryota; Metazoa; Chordata; Aves; Tinamiformes; Tinamidae
Source: RefSeq, a predicted model, not a curated record
UUUUGAACUCAAAUGGGUGAUGAAAAGGAUUCUUGGAAAGUGAAAACUUUAGAUGAAAUUCUUCAGGAAAAAAAGCGCAGGAAGGAGCAAGAAGAGAAGGCAGAGAUAAAGCGUAUUAAAAAUUCAGAUGAUCGGGAUUCAAAGCGGGAUUCCCUUGAGGAGGGGGAGCUAAGAGAUCACCGCAUGGAAAUAACAAUCAGAAACUCACCUUACAGAAGGGAAGACUCUAUGGAAGACAGAGGAGAAGAAGAUGAUUCCUUGGCCAUAAAACCUCCACAGCAAAUGUCACGGAAAGAAAAAACUCAUCAUAGAAAAGAUGAGAAGAGGAAAGAGAAGCGUCGACACCGUAGUCACUCAGCAGAAGGGGGGAAACAUGCCAGAGUGAAAGAGAAAGAACGGGAACAUGAGCGUAGGAAGAGACAUAGAGAAGAGCAGGAUAAAGCCCGACGUGAAUGGGAAAGACAGAAACGGAGAGAAAUGGCAAGGGAGCAUUCCAGGAGGGAGAGAGAUCGUUUAGAGCAACUUGAGCGAGAACGAGAGAGAAAAAUCAGAGAGCAACAAAAAGAACAAAGGGAGCAGAAAGAACGAGAAAGAAGAGCUGAAGAAAGGCGUAAGGAAAGGGAAGCCAGAAGAGAAGUUUCUGCACAUCAUAGAACAGUGAGGGAAGAAUAUGGAGACAAAGUAAAAAUGAGACCCUGGAGCCGCAGCCCAUUACGACAACAAAGAGAAAAGCCUGAGCAAGCAGAUAGCAGGAAACCAGUAAAAGAAGAGAAACCAGAAGAGAGAGAUCCCCUUUCAGACUUACAAGACAUCAGUGACAGUGAGAGAAAAACCAGCUCGGCAGAGUCUUCAUCAGAAUCUGGGUCAGGCUCAGAAGAAGAGGAAGAGGAGUCUAGCAGUGAAGGAUCUGAAGAAGAGGGAGAGGAAGAGGAGGAGGAAGAGGAGACGGGAAGCAAUUCUGAGGAAGUGUCUGAGCAAUCAGCUGAAGAGGUGAGUGAAGAAGAAAUAAGUGAAGAGGAAGAACGGGAGAAUGGAAACCACAUCCCAGUUGUUACAGAGUCGAGGUUUGACCGAGAUUCAGCAGCAAGUGAAGGAGAAGAGGAGGAGGCUGGGGAGGGAACCCCUCAGUCCAACGCCAUGACAGAAGGAGACUAUAUCCCUGACUCACCUGCUUCCUCCCCCAUUGAACUGAAACAGGAGCUUCCGAAAUACCUUCCUGCACUUCAGGGAUGUCGUAGUGUGGAGGAAUUUCAGUGUUUGAACAGGAUUGAAGAGGGAACAUAUGGUGUGGUCUACAGAGCAAAAGACAAAAAGACUGAUGAAAUUGUGGCUCUGAAGCGACUUAAAAUGGAAAAGGAAAAGGAAGGCUUUCCCAUUACUUCUCUUAGAGAAAUAAAUACUAUUCUGAAAGCGCAACAUCCAAAUAUUGUCACUGUCAGAGAAAUUGUUGUAGGUAGUAAUAUGGACAAAAUCUAUAUCGUAAUGAACUAUGUAGAACAUGAUCUCAAGAGUCUAAUGGAAACAAUGAAGCAACCAUUUUUACCAGGUGAAGUGAAAACCUUGAUGAUUCAGUUAUUGCGAGGAGUCAAGCAUCUUCAUGACAACUGGAUCCUUCACCGAGACUUGAAAACUUCCAACCUGUUGCUUAGCCAUUCAGGCAUUUUAAAGGUUGGCGAUUUUGGGCUAGCCCGAGAAUAUGGAUCUCCACUGAAGCCUUACACCCCUGUAGUUGUGACACUUUGGUACAGGGCUCCAGAAUUGUUGCUUGGUGCCAAGGAAUAUUCAACAGCAAUAGAUAUGUGGUCAGUAGGCUGUAUAUUUGGAGAGCUGUUAACUCAGAAACCGCUGUUCCCAGGGAAGUCAGAAAUCGACCAGAUUAACAAAGUUUUUAAGGACCUGGGUACUCCAAGUGAAAAAAUCUGGCCUGGUUACAACGAGCUGCCAGCUGUAAAGAAGAUGACAUUCACAGAGUAUCCCUAUAACAAUCUGCGCAAGAGAUUCGGAGCACUCCUUUCUGAUCAAGGGUUUGAUCUGAUGAACAAGUUUUUGACAUACUACCCAGCCAGAAGAAUCACUGCCGAAGAUGGUUUGAAGCACGAAUAUUUCCGAGAAACUCCCCUUCCUAUUGACCCCUCCAUGUUUCCCACAUGGCCAGCAAAAAGUGAACAACAACGGGUGAAACGUGGCACUAGCCCCCGACCACCUGAGGGAGGCCUUGGAUAUAGUCAGUUGGGUGAUGAUGAUCUGAAAGACACAGGUUUUCAUCUAACCACCACAAAUCAGGGAGCAUCUGCUGCAGGACCUGGCUUCAGCCUCAAGUUCUAAACUCACCAUGAAGAAACAAACAAACAAAAAAACCCCAAACUGUUCAUGUGAGUGGAUUUUUGAGUCCUCCAGUUCUGUUCUUCACAUCAGGGAGACUGGAGGCCUUUUAC